AUGAACAAACUCUCAGCCAAGAUAUCUCCUUCCUCCGGACCCCUACCCAUCACACUUCACCUGCCUACACCAGCAAGUGAGAAGGAUCCUCAAGAACAGAAUUUAAUUCAGGAUGAAUCUGAUGCAGAAAGACCAUCUAAACGUUGCUGCACUCGCUGGCCAUUCCGAGCUGUGCGGAAGGUCACAUGUGGGCUCAUUUUAGGGGCUUGUGUGGCUGUUUCCUGGGCCUGGGGUACUCAUAGUGCUAAAGAAACUCUGAUAAGACAUCCCACCCCAUUCUUUAUCAUCUGGUUCUGCAGCACCUGGAACAUUCUCUUUUUUCCCUUUUACUAUCUGUGUCAUCUUCUCACAGAGAAACAGAAGCAGUUGCCAACCACCGAGUUCAGAAAAUGUAGUCAGUUUCUGGGUGAAGAACUGACCGUAAGAAUUGUUCUGAAAGGAGCAGCUCCAUUCUCAGUGCUAUGGAGUUUAUCUGGUUAUCUGUACUUAUUGGCGCUUUGUCGCAUCUCCAAAGUGGACGUAAGUGCCGUCCUCUGCUGCAGCCAAGCUUUUACAUUCCUCCUUUCAUGGAUCGGACUCAAGGACCGCUUCAUGGGUGUCAGGGUAGUAGCUGCCAUCCUGUCCAUCACUGGCAUUGUUAUGUUGGCCUAUGGGGAUGGUUUUCAUAGCGACUCAAUCACAGGAGUGGCACUGGGAGUUGGCUCAGCUUCAACUUCUGCUUUAUUCAAGGUGCUUUUCAGAAAGCGUGUAGGGAAUGUCCAUCCAGGCCCUGCCAGUGUGUUACUAUCCUGUGCGGGUCUGUGUAGCUUUGUCCUCCACUCCUGGGUGUGUGUAUUGCUUUAUUUCACACAUGUGGAAUACUGGCCUCCCUCUCAGCACAUCCCCUGGGAUAAACUCUGUGUCAUGGCUUCUCUACUGCUUGUUUUCAAUGUGCUGGUAAAUGUGGGAGGAAUGUUUACGUACCCUAGUUUAAUUUCUCUGGGAAUUCUCUUGACCAUCCCAGCAAGUGCAGCUGUAGAUACAUUUGUGACGGUCACUCUGCACAUUAGCCAUGUGCGAGCAGCGGCAGCCAGCAUCAUCUCAGCAGGGUAUCUCAUGCUGCAGCUUCCAGAAAACUGGGAUGAGAGCACUUUGCGCUGGCUCAGCACACUGUGGCGUGGAAACUGGCGAGAGGACAGUGUCGUCGGAGAAGAGUCUGUAGUGGAACCUGCUGGCAUUGCACGAGCAAAACCCAAACCAGCCGUAGUGGCACUCAGCUGA
Ctenopharyngodon idella (grass carp) is the source of this 1260-nucleotide messenger RNA. Its product is annotated as solute carrier family 35 member F4. Lineage: Eukaryota; Metazoa; Chordata; Actinopteri; Cypriniformes; Xenocyprididae. The transcript has 7 exons. The record is from RefSeq and is a predicted model, not a curated record. Bases 1 to 1260 code for a protein of 419 amino acids.